UGUGAUGUUGGGGGAUAGGGUGUAGGGGAGAACUUUAGAGGAGGGUAGAUGGUUGGACUCGAUGAUCCCAAGGGUCUCUUCCAGCCUAGAUGAUUCUGUGAUUCUAUUCUGUGAUUAUAAUGUCUCAGUAAUGGUGGAUGGUAACGCACAUGGUAGUGAUGAGAUCAGGGAUAGUGAUAAGUCAGCAACCACAGAAGGAUCUAAGCAUGGUCAGGAGGGUAUUGGGGCUUGGCCCCCUCCAAAAGUGACAGGACAAUUAGCCCAGCUUAAGUGCUUCUACACAAAUGCACUCAGCAUGGGCAGCAAACAGGAGGAGCUGGAGGCCAUUGUACAGCAGGAAACUAUGAUAUUGUUGCCAUCACAGAAAUGUGGUGGGAAGACCUACACAACUGGAGGGCUGUUAUCGGUGGCUACCAACUCUUCAGAAGGGUAGACAAGGAAGGAGAAGUGGUGGGGUGGUCCUCCAUGUCAGAAACACAUUUGAAUGCAUAGAACUUAAUGGAAGUGACAAGGUAGAGUGUUCAUCGGUUAGAAUCAAGGGGAAGGCCAACAAGGCAGAUAUCAUGGUGGGAGUUUAUUACAGCCCCCCAAACCAGGAUGUAGUAGCUGGUGAAAUACUCUUAUCAGCAACUGGCAGAGCUCUCACAAUCACUCAGCAUUGUUCUUGUGGGGGGCUUCAACUUCCCAGAUAUCUGCUGGAAAUACAACACAGCAGAGAGGGAACAGUCCUGGAAGUUCCCAGAGUGUGUGGAAGACAGCUUCCUAACACAGCUGGUGAGCAAACCAACCAGAGAAAGUGCCCUACUGGACCUGCUGCUUGUUAACAGAGAAGGUCUCGUGGGGGAUGUAAAGGUUGAAGGUCAUCUGGGGCAGAGUGAUCACGAAAUCAUAGAGUUUUCAAUUCUUGCAGAAGCGAGUCAGAGAGCCAGCAGAAUGGCCACCUUGGACUUCCGUAAGGCAGACUUCGGCCUGUUUAGGAGAAUGGUUGAGAGUGUCCCUUGGGAGACAGUCCUGAAGGGCAAAAGUGCCCAGGAAGGCUGGUCAUACUUCAAGGAGGAACUCUCAAAACACAGGAUAAAGCCAUCCCCAGGUCCCAUAAAAUGAACUGACAGAGAAGGCGGCCAGCCUGGCUAAAUAGAGAGCUUUGGCUGGAGCUCAGGGAGAAGAGGAAGGUCUACAGUCUCUGGAGAAGGGGGUCGCCUACUUAUGAACAGUAUCAAGGUGUUGCAAAGGUGUGCUGUAGAAAAGUUAGAAGGGCAAAAGUCCAAGGAGAACUUAACUUGGCAACAACAGUUAAAGAUAAUAGGUAGAGCUUUUUUCAAUAUAUCAAUAAAAAAAGGCAGACUAGGGAAAAUGUGGGCCCGCUGAUGAAUGAGGUGGGUGCCUUGGUGGUGGAAGACACAGAGAAGACGGAGCUGCAGAAUGCCUUCUUUGCUUCGGUCUUCACUGCCAAAGCUGCCCCUCAUGAAUCCCAGACCCUGGAGACAAGAGAGAGGGUCUGGAGAGAGGAAGACUCCCCCUCUGUUGGGGAGGAGUGGGUUAGAGACCACCUGGCCAAACUAGACAUCCACAAGUCCAUGGGCCCUGAUGGGAUGCACCCACGAGUGCUGAGAGAACUGGUGGAUGUUAUGUCUGAGCCACUCUCCAUCAUUCUUGAGAGAUCUUGGAGAACAGGAGAAGUCCCUGAGGACUGGAGGAAGGCAAAUAUCACACCAGUCUACAAAAGGGGCAAGAAGGAGGACCCAGGGAACUACAGGCCAAUUAGUCUCACCUCUGUCCCGGGGAAAAUAAUGGAGCGGCUCAUUCUGGACGUCAUCUCCAAACUCAUUGAAGAUCAAGAAGGUAUUGGUAUUAGUCAACACGGAUUUACCAAGAGUAAAUCAUGCUUGACCAAUCUGAUAGCCUUCUAGGAUGUUGUAACUUGGUUGGCUAGAUGAAGGGAGAGCAGCAGAUGACAUCUACCUUGACUUCAGCAAGGCUUUUGGCACUGUCUCCCAUAACAUCCUCAUUAGAAAAUUAAGGAAGUGUGGGCUAGAUGAGGGGC
Calidris pugnax (ruff) is the source of this 2044-nucleotide messenger RNA. RefSeq names its product RNA-directed DNA polymerase from mobile element jockey-like. The record is from RefSeq and is a predicted model, not a curated record. Bases 1368 to 1910 code for a protein of 180 amino acids. NCBI's taxonomy places the organism in Eukaryota, Metazoa, Chordata, Aves, Charadriiformes, Scolopacidae. The transcript has 2 exons.